GGGAAAAAGUUGGUGCGCGAAAUUUUUAUCCUCGCUAAAUGAAGCGCGAAAGCGUGGAACUCGAAAAGUUCAAACCGAAAUAUAAGUCGAAAGUCAGAACAAAGAGAAAGGGAGAGAGAGAUUUUUCUCGUUGAAGUAACAAAUGCUGUAAAUGAUACCAAAGAACACAGACGGAGGAGGUUACAGGUACGCUCUUGGCAUCGCGCGAAGACUUUGGCAAAAGUCUUAUUUCGCGUCUUAUUAUCGUCUCACGUUUUCGCGAUCAAACAGGUUGUUCGUCAUGAUUGUGCCGUUGUUAAUCGAAAUAAUUUGCAACGACGUGCGCGCCGACGAUGAGCGAUCAAUUGUCGCGCUUGCGAAGCAUCCUUUGAUCGCGCGAGACAGCGAUGCGUGCAAAUCAGAAACGAGGGUGAGAAGAAAUUCAGACGCACACACGUCCGAUAGAUACGUCUACGAAAAUGUGAAUUCGAAAUUCGCGUCUGACGAUCACGAGACAAAGAGAACCGAAUUCUUAGCGCGGAAAUUGGCGAACGAGGUUCUCAAGUCGCCGCAAACACAGCGCAAAUUGAAAAAGUUAACAGAUCUGAGCAAUCCUCGGUACAAUCAGUCUAACGGGAUAAAAAAAAGUUUAUCGAUAAAUCAGGCGAAAGUUAAGGUACCGGUAAUAAGUGCAAAAAAGUUGAACAAGUUGUUGGAUCGUGAGGAAAAGAGAAAGAAAAAGAAAGAUAAACAUAGACGCGGGAAGUUGAGACGUCGCAAGGAACGUCCCUGGAUGUAUGAGCGAAAUGACGUUAAGAAAGAGCGACGGAAAAUAAAUCCCAAUCGUGUCAGAAUAAAACAGUGGAACGUGGCGAGUAAAGAAUCGUCGACGAUAAAAAAUCACAUAGCUGAUCGAAACUCCAUACUUGACAAUAACCCUCGUCGUUAUUCAAAAAACAACGUCGCGUACUCUUCAUCCUCAAGACGGUAUCAGAAAAUUAACGAGUCACCCGACGAGGAUAUAAGAAAACGUUUGACGAAGCAAACGAAGAAUCCGACAAAGAACUCCGCUAAUCGAGGAAUCGAAUAUUACGACAAAUAUCACGACAAACCGAUUAAAAUGCAAUCAAAACGAGAUGAGACCGAAAUUGGGAGCGACAGAAUCGCCAGGCAGAUCUCGAACAAUUCUGUCAUUAACGAUAAUCGAUUCGGCGAUCGUUCGAGGCGGCGGUUCGCGAACGGAAAUAUAUUAUACGACAAGAAUCUAAUUUACGACGACGGAUUAAAACCUUGGGAGAGCGGUCGUUCCGUAGUAGCUCAAUCCGAUGAAGAUAACACCAUCGACGACGUAUCCACGUAUCUGCCGUUAUCGGCCGAACAGAAAAUUAAUCCGGAAAGUUCGUAUUACAUUCCCGAAAUAACUGCGGAAGAUUCGGCAUUCAAUCAGAUAUCGAAUAUCGGUCAGCGCAAGGAAAUCGAAUCUUCCACCGAAAAUUCGAUCGACUCCAAUCUCGAUCUGGCGCAGAUUUUUACCACCAGCGCGAUCUUCGAUCCCCAAAUCGAACACAUUCGAACCGGAGACGCGUAUCGGAACAAUUUAAACGUCCCUCGUUUGUAUCAUAAUUCAGACAGGCCGGAAGUAAUCAAACCUGAGGAAGUGAAGGUGCUUUAUCCCGAGGCGAAAGAAUCGAUAGGGUCCUCGUUAUACGCGCCGCAUGUUCUUCGCAAGAUUCCGGGAACCUUGAACGUGUACGUCGCUGAGAAAAAUGCUGAAUCGGCAAUACCGUCGGAAUAUUUUUAUUCCGUUGCUUCCACGAGACCACCUUUGCGGAAAAUUAACGAUCACACCUCGGUUCUUCCUCAAUCGAUCGCCAAUCGACCGGUCGAACAUAUUUUACUUCCCGAUCGGGACGAAGACGUUGAGCGGAGUCGCUACAAGAUCGAUCAAAAGCAAGCAAUGAUCGAGGAAGAACGUAAAGCGAAACAGGAAGCAGCCGAUGUUUUCCACGAGCAAUCUAAGAAGGACAAAGAGAAACUUGCGAAGAUAAGCAACACUCUUGUAACAGUUGCGACAACGGAAGAAAGCAAACGUGCGAAUGUCUCCGCAGCAUUGAACGAAACUAAGGAAGUCGCCAGCCAGAUAUUGGAAAAAAUUAUUGACGAGCUGGAGGAGAUUAAAUCAGAUCGAGUGUCUGAAAACGAACAAGUAGAAGGUUUGCCUUGUAAAGUAUCGGGAUCGUGGGUGACCACUCAGGGCGGUGUGCGAAUCGAUAUGAAAGUCACCAAUCACACUAUAAACGUGACUCUCGCAAGACUGUCGCCUCCACCUUCACGGGGUUUGCUGGACCCCGCUUGGAAUUUAAGCGGAUACGCGCCGUUCGCACCGGGCGAACCGUUUUCUUUGAUUGCCAUUGACAAUCGCACGAAGUCCCUGGCCGCGUUCGCAGGUGCGUGCAGAGUGUGCCAAGGUAUCGACACGAUAGUGGGUGUUUGGUCGAUCGUUCACAGUCCGCAGGACUGCCGUGACUUUCAGGUGGCCACGAAUAUUUACAACGACGUAUUUCGCCGAACAAAAUUGUCGUCGGAAGUGAAGCGGAAACAUCGAGAGAUCGUGCGAUUGCUACAAAGGAACACCAGAAAUCACACAACGGCGGUCGAAGCUCUGACGAACGGCAUAGCGCCGCAAAAUAGCACGUCGCAACGAAAUAAUACGUCGCAACGCAGCAAAGAGAAAGAAAAGAGUUAGAAAAAAAAUGCGAAAGAAAGUGAGAAAGAGAGAGAAUCGAGAUGAUAAAAUUUAGACAACGCGAUAAAAGAAUGUAAUCAAUAAAAAAAUCAAACUCUAAAAAUUCAGCAUGUUGCGAGAAAUG
Pseudomyrmex gracilis is the source of this 2849-nucleotide messenger RNA. RefSeq lists its product as uncharacterized. The coding region runs from base 152 to 2725 and encodes 857 amino acids. The record is from RefSeq and is a predicted model, not a curated record. The transcript is spliced from 4 exons. Lineage: Eukaryota; Metazoa; Arthropoda; Insecta; Hymenoptera; Formicidae.